Molecule: messenger RNA, 1206 nt
Organism: Dictyostelium discoideum AX4
Lineage: Eukaryota; Evosea; Eumycetozoa; Dictyosteliales; Dictyosteliaceae
Exons: 2
Coding region: 1-1206 (401 amino acids)
Biological process (GO): rRNA processing; pseudouridine synthesis; RNA modification
Molecular function (GO): RNA binding; pseudouridine synthase activity; intramolecular transferase activity
Source: RefSeq, a predicted model, not a curated record
AUGUUUAAAUUAAAUAAUUGUUUUAAUAUAUUAGGAAGAUAUAAAGCGAAUAUACCACUUGGUCCAUCAUCGUUAUCAUUAACAAUUUUAAAACAAAAUGUUCAAUCAUUUUCAUCUUUAUUUAUAAAUCAAACAACACCAUCAUCAUUAAUACAAUCAUCAUUAUUAAAUUAUUCAACAUCAAAAAAGAUACCAAGAUUAGAUAAAAUUGGGUCAUAUUUAAAGAAACUUAGACGUGACAAAUUUAGAGAACAAAAAUUAGCAAAAAAACAAGGUGAAUUAAAUGAAAAAGAUAUGAAAAAAGAUGGUUAUCCAGAAAUAAGUUUUUGGAGUAAAGAUGCAGAAAAAAUUAAAGAAAAUGAUUUUAUUAAAAAAGGUGAAGGUUUUGUAGAAGAUGGUAAAAUCGGUACUGAAAGAAUUCAAAAGAUUUUAGCAAGAGCAGGUAUUGCUUCAAGAAGAAAAGCUGAAGAAUUAAUUAUAGAUGGUAGAGUUAAAGUUAAUGGUAAAAUAAUUAAAAUGGAAGAAAUAUUAGUUAAACCACAUGAUAUAAUUACAGUUGAUGAUAAACCAAUUAAAGUAGAUAAACCAAAAAUUUGGAUGCAUUUUAAGAAUCCACAAGUUUUGACAUCAGAAUAUGAUCCAGAUGGUAGAGAUUGUUUAUUACCAAUUAUUAGAAAAGUUAUAGGAAUUGAUCAUUUGAUAUCAGUUGGUAGAUUAGAUUAUUAUACAGAGGGAUUGAUUUUAUUUACAAAUGAUGGUGAAUUGGCAAGAUAUUUAACAUUACCACAGAAUUUAUUUUUCCGUGUUUACAAGGUAAGAAUAUUUGGUAAAUUUACAGAUGAAAUGAAAUUUAGUCUUGCAAAAGGUAUGGUUAUAAAUGAAGUUUUCUAUAGACCAGUGAGUGUUCAAGUCGAGAGUGAAACCGAUUCAAACACAUGGUUACGUAUAACAUUGCAAGAAGGUAAGAAAAGAGAGAUUAGAACAUUAUUAGAAUAUUUCAAUGUUAAAGUUUUACGUUUAAUUCGUGUUGCUUAUGGUCCAUAUGUUUUACCAAAUUCUUUAAAACAUGGUGAAACUAUUGAAGUACCAAUCAAAGAUGAAUUAAAACCAUUCAUUAAUAAAUAUAAUAGUACAGAAAGAUUAAAGAAAACUUUACAAGAACAAAAGAAAAUUGAAAAUUUUAAUAAAAAUAAUGUAAAUAAAUAA